Molecule: messenger RNA, 4066 nt
Organism: Pseudophryne corroboree (corroboree frog)
Lineage: Eukaryota; Metazoa; Chordata; Amphibia; Anura; Myobatrachidae
Product: urokinase plasminogen activator surface receptor-like
Exons: 5
Coding region: 246-893 (215 amino acids)
Source: RefSeq, a predicted model, not a curated record
ACACUAGUAGCAGCAUGCACACCGCCCUCCAGUACAGAUGCUUUCUCCCAGCAACGUUCCACUUUCUCCAGUGUACUGAGCAUUUUGAGGUUAAACAUGUAGUAAAUGUGUAGCUCAGCACUGGUCCUUAACCACGUCACCUCUGAAUGAUCUAAGUGCAUUCUAUGGAGAAGCCAACGCCCUAGUUAUUAUAGAAAAACCUGCUGUUGUCGGUCCAUCUCUUCUUCUUCUCUCAUCCACAAGUAAUGAUGGAAACAUCUCUUCUCCUAGUCACCGUCAUCCUCUCCGCACUGGUCGCUACAAGUGUUUCUUUGUCAUGUUUGCAAUGUCAGGUACAUGGUGACCAAACUUGCACAGGAACACCACAGAUGUGUCCCCCUGAAGCUGAAGUGUGUGUUUCCACUGUCAAAUCUAAUUUAACAGAUGGAGCGGAAAGAAAAACAUUUAGAAGAUAUUGUGGAGACAGAAAUCUGUGUUCUCUAACUGGAAGUUACAGUGUUCCCACUGGUAAAAUUAAACUGAGUAGCAGCUGUUGUUACACCUCCGGCUGCGCUCCACCCACUCCUCUUUUGCCUGCUGAUAAAACUGAAAAAAACAAGGUUUCCUGUAAGGGCUGCCCUACCAAAGAAGGCAAACCAUGUCCCUCAGAUGUCACAAUGGAAUGCACGGGAGAUGAAGACAAAUGUAUCUCAGUGACUUUUGUAUCAGGACAUUCUGAGACGUCUGUGGCUGGUUGCUCCACACCAGCCCUGUGCGACAGAAUGUAUAACGUGACAGAUGGAAGUAUAAAAACACAAAUCCACAUGGUCUGCCAAAGCAGGAGCGCUGGUCUUCAGCAAAGCUUCUUUCUCUUCAUUAUUUCUACAACGUUGCUUUUAAAAAUCACCUGGUAAAUCCAUGAAGUAUAUGACCAGCCUAUUAGAAACGCAUGACGGAAUUCAAUGAUGGUGCUGCAUGGCUCAGAUAAGCCUUCUUUGUCGCAACAGAAUCACAAGAUAGAUGUACAGUAUAUUAUAAUGAGGUUAGAAGUGGAUGAUAACACUCUCCAUUCUUUCAUUUUCAUUCUUGAGUACAGUGUUAUCAUCCACUUUUAACGAUAUUGCAAUAUGCAUCUGAAAUGUGAUUUUGUAGUGAUACAUAACUUAAGGUUGGUCCAGCGCCAUUACUGAAUUCCGUUUUUGUGGUUUUGUAUACUGUGGUUGAUUUAUCAAGCAUUGGAGAGUGAUAAGUACCAGCCAAUCAGCUCCUAACUGUCAUGUUACAGGCUGGGUUUGAAAAAUGACAGUUAGGAGCUGAUUGUUUGGUAUUUUAUCACCGUGCUAUGUAUCACUCUCCAAGGCUUGAUAAAUCUGGGUCUUAGGGGUCUAUUCAUGAAGCAGUGAAAAGUGUGGAGAAGUGAGCCAGUGGAGAAGUUGCCCAUGGCAACUAAUCAGCAUUGAAGUAACAUUUAUAAUUUGCAUACUAUACAAUUGUAUGGAGCAGCUGAUUGGUUGCCAUGGGCAACUUCUCCACAAGCUUACUUCUCCACUCUUUUCACUGCUUCAUAAAUAGACCCUUUAGUGUGAAUUUACAGUGUGUUUUACAGAUCAGUGAAUGGAGUUUAGUUUUUUAUCACUAUCAGUACAAUGGGUGUGGUAUAACAGACAGACAGUCAAUAGAUACAGUAGACACCAUGGGCGGGAUGUACUUAAGGAAAAUGCGGUAAACCCCCCAAAAACGGGGUUUUACCGCAUUUUCAAAUGUACUAAGAACCUACCGCCGCAUUUUCGCCGACCAGGGUAUCACCAUCUCUAGAUGGCUAUACCCUAUAGAAGCCUAUGGGCUUCUUAACGCCGACCGACGCUACCCACCACCUCCGCCACCCCCGCAACAGACGCCUCCCCCGCUCCCCCCCGGUAUACCUUUCUCUAGGCAGCCCUGGUACCGGAAGGUAAUCUCCUCCUCUCCCUAGCAACGCAGCCGGAGGUUCUUCCGGCUGCAGGGGGGAGGAGGAGGCACCGGGGGCAGCCUGCUGCCUGCUUCCCGGUGUCUAGGCAGUGUGAAGAUCCCGGGGAGGUGACGUAGACCCCACGCAGACCACGUCACAGGUAUCGCGGGGGGCCUCUGUCACCGCAUUGCGAUAUUGAUCGCAUAUGUUAGUACAUAUGCCAGAAGUGCCCAAACUGUGUUCCGUGGCUCCCUGGGGUGCCUCGGGACACUUGCAGGGGUGCCCCGGGGUUGAUGGUCCAGGACCAAUUCAAAUUAUUCAUGGUCAAUAUAAUAGGCAAAACCAGGGCUGGUGGCUGCCAGUCAUAAAAUAUGUGGCCAAAAAGAAGCAAAUCUUGUCCCUCACAACACAACUGACCCUAAGGAUGCCAUAUAAACGCCAUCUACUUAAUGUAAUAUUUCUUUCUAAAUGUCUCAAUAAGAAAUUUUUGGCCUAGGGGUGCCGUGAAAAAAAUUCUGAUAUUCUCAGGCGCGUGAUUCAAAAAAGUUUGCAAACCACUGACAUAUGCGAUCACCAUCGCUGCGAUAAGCGGCGAGGGGCGGCUAUGUAUCUUAAUACAUCCCGCCCCAUAAGUUAGACAGUCAAAAGGUCGACAUGAAUAAAAGUAGACAGUACAAAAGGUCGACAGGGUCAAAAGGUCGACAUGAAAAUGGUCGACAUAAAAAAAAAGGUAGACAACUUUUUUUUUUACAUUUUUGUGGUUUGUGUGGAUAGUUUUGUCAUCUGGGACCCCCAAUUGUAGAAAGGCAUACCCUCGCGGCACUCGCUUCGCUCACCACUCUUCGGGCUUGGUAGCUCACUGCGCUCGCCACAAGGUUUAUAUCCAACUUUAUGCCGACAUGGAUAGAGAAGGUGGGAAAUAGUCCAAAAACAUGUGACAUUGAAAUAAAACCUGGGUCUACAUUUUUUACGUCGACCAUUGUCAUGUCAACUUUUUGUCCCUGUUGACCUAAUGUCUGUCUAACAUAUGGUGUCUAUCAAAUCAUGUACUGUACACUUUUCUUCCUCUGUUCACACCCAGAUUAAUCUCACCCUUAUGUAUGCAUCAAUCGGGCUUCAGUGUAUUUAGUAAAUGUGCAUUGUCUGAAAGCAGUGGCCCAGGAUGUCGCACAAAAAUCUUUAAAAACAAGAAAGAAAACUUUUUCAUGGGUCUUACUACUUUACAUUAUUUGACGAAGAUACAUUUAAUUACAUUUUUUUUCUGUAUCCUGUUUGCGGUGUGUGUAAGGAUGGACUGGGGCAUAAAUAGGGGAUCCGGUCUGAAGAUCGACAGUGUCUAGGUCGACAAUGUUUAGGUCGACCACUAUAGGUCGACAGUCACUAGGUCGACAUGGAUGGAAGGUCGACAGGGUUUCUAGGUCGACAUGUGCUAGGUCGACAGGUCUAAAGGUCGACAUGAGUUUUUCACUUCUUUUUUUUCAUACUUAACGAUCCACGUGGACUACGAUUGGAACGGUAAAGUGUGCCGAGCGAAGCGGUAGCGGAGCGAAGGCACCAUGCCCGAAGCAUGGCGAGCGAAGCGAGCCAUGCGAGGGGACAGAGUGCACUAAUUUGGGAUCCCGGUCACUUUACGAAGAAAACGACACAAAAAAAAAAUCCUCAUGUCGACCUUUAGACCUGUCGACCUAGCACAUGUCGACCUAGAAACCCUGUCGACCUUCCAUCCAUGUCGACCUAGUGACUGUCGACCUAUAGUGGUCGACCUAAACAUUGUCGACCUAGACACUGUCGAUAAAACGAACCACACCCAUAAAAUAGGCCCGGCCUACACUAAUACUAAAUAGCCCUGUGGCCCCAUACAUGUUAUACAGGGCCAAUCAACUUCUCUUUGAUUUGUCUUAUCCAUUCAUUUCCCAUUAAUGGUACAGAAGACCAGAUAUAUACUUACGUCUGUAGAGUAAUGGUUUAGUCAUGCACCGGGACCGGACAAAAGCUGCCCAAUUGAAAGUAAUGGAGUUGUCACAAAAACAUUUAGUUUUUGCUGUAGAUUAAUACAGCUAAACAUACAUUUAAUAAAUAUAUAUGUAUAUUGUGUCAGAUUGUUUGCAGCUCUGGAUACGAAUAAAGUUUCUUCAAGAA